GAUUCGAAAGACCAACAGCAGCUCCAACACCUCCACACAGCAACACACAUUCUGCAGGUCCUUCUACCAUACCGGUACUGUAGCACCGCCUCCACAGCACAGUACAACGAGAGGAGGAGGAAUCCAGCCAGCUACUAGAAGCUGGUAGUUGUGCAUUGUAUCAGGUGUCUUGUAGAAUGAGAGUGCCGUUUGCUCCCUUGCUUCAUCUCAUGGCUGCGGCAGUGAACAACAAUAACAACAACAAUCCACCCACAACAACCACAACAUCCACAAUGAACCGACUUGCCACGUUACGACCGUUUACACCGCCAAAAGACGAUGGCACGCCUCGCACCACCAGUCUGGAAGGACGCACCGAGGACAUGAACAAACUCUUUCAAGAUGGCGCGCCCUUGUCCAAGGCGGAACUGCAAGAUAUUCUCCAUUCCAUUCAAAAUGUGUGUCCAUCAUCCACUGAUAGUACUAGCACUGUUGUCGACCUGAAAAAACUCGAGUCCACACUCUCGGAUGUGGCGCACAUUUCCCACAAGGAUUGGACUGUCACCGAAGCCAAUUCGAAAAUCUUGGGCGAUAUUUUGCUGCCCGAUGGCAUGACGUCACCGGUCGCCCGACAAUUGUUGGAACGCAUUUUGAAGGAUGGAAAUUGGGAUGCUGCGGCCACACAUGCCAAGACACAUCACGAUAACAAUCUACCCUGGGCAGUGCUCGUGACGGGCGUCAACGGCAUUCGCAAAACCACCAGCAUCUAUCAAGACUGGUGGCCCAAGUUGCUGCAAGAAGCAUUGGUGCCACCAUCUACUGCUGAUAAGGAUGACGAGACUACUAAAAAACGCAAGAGCACGGAGGAAUUCCCCAUGGAACAAUUGCCGGCGGGAUCCAACAGUUUCUUUCGACAACUUGAUCACAUGAUUGCGACCUUGUGCAAUGAAGAUUUCAAGGCACUCUACGUGUUGACGGAAAAGGAACUCGAUAACAAAACAACAGAGCCCCCACCAGAGUUGGUCAAGAAAUACUCGGAUCUCAAAGCCGCCAUUUUCUCUCGCUACCGAACCCUGUCCGAACUAUUGGGCGCCAAACUCUUGCAAGAAGCACAAGCGCUCCAAUCGAAUUGUAUGAUGGAAACAUCGGGUCGCGAUGUCGCCAUGUUUCAUUAUGUCGAUCACUUUUUUGACGCGUCAAACUAUCACAAACUCGCCUUGCAUUUUACCAUUAACAAUCUCGCGCAAGCCCAAGAAUCGGUCGACAAACGCAUGAUUUCCGAGAUCCAAGCGGGCAUUCAAGCCUUGACCGACAAAGACGACUUUCAUAUUAUUUACGCCAAUGCCGGAGGACCGUACGGAUCGGAAGUCUUGCCGGGAGUGCAAACGGCAUCGGAUGCCGUCUGGAAUGAUAUCGUGCUCAAAAACAAAGAAGUGGGACAAGACUGGUACAAGGCCACCAUUGCCAUUACGGCACACCCAACCGAACCGUGGACGGCACAAGCCGUACGGCCCGAUGGAAGUCUGGGGACGGCAUUUACCUUUUCCAAUAAGAAUAAACAGUAACAUUGUUUUUGUAAAGAUGGACUGCUAGAGCUACCAUUCCAGUAGCUAGGUACUGCUACCAGUAGUGCU
Molecule: messenger RNA, 1613 nt
Organism: Seminavis robusta
Lineage: Eukaryota; Bacillariophyta; Bacillariophyceae; Naviculales; Naviculaceae
Source: the annotation of a GenBank genome assembly